Molecule: messenger RNA, 864 nt
Organism: Hirsutella rhossiliensis
Lineage: Eukaryota; Fungi; Ascomycota; Sordariomycetes; Hypocreales; Ophiocordycipitaceae
Product: 4-coumarate-CoA ligase 2
Exons: 3
Coding region: 1-864 (287 amino acids)
Source: RefSeq, a predicted model, not a curated record
AUGCCAUGCCUCGCCCGGGCGUGCAUCAAGACGCUGUCGCUCGCGAGAUGCGCCCCGGCAGCGCCCUUGAGACCGCCCGUCUCCCCGCUCCCCCGCCUGCGGCUCCUGCUGCUUCCACGAGACGUCUGGCGGCGAUGCUACGCCCAGCCUGCGACAAACGGCAAUAGCCGGGCUCGCGGCGGCGACGAUGCCAAGAAGCAGGCCGAGACGGCCGUCAAGAACGAAAAGCACUACCAGAUAGCCGAGCGAGUCAUCAUAUACCACGCCGGCACGGGGCGCAUCACGUUUCUCGCCAUGCUCAAGCUCACAAGCAUCUUCAUUGGCGCCUUCUUCUGCUUCAUCGCUGUCCCGACCUACAUCAAGGCUGACAAACCCACGGCGGGGACCGUCGGAAUCGCUCUCUGCGGCAUUAUGCCCCUCGCCUUCGUCGCCUCCACCGCCGCUCCCUUUGUCACCCACAUCCACAUCCACCUUCCGCCCUCGGCGCGAGUGUCACGCACCGCCCUCGAGCGCUUCGUCCGCGCCAUGCCGCCCUCGACGCCCCUCACCCUCACCACCAUGAGCGCCAUCGGAAAGCCCCGGUACAGCAGCUUGAACGCCGGCGACCUGCUCCCGGCUGGCGCCCGGCGGCGCCGCUUUGGCCUCGUCAACUACGUGCGCGACACGACACGCGAAAAUGCUGCGAGGAAGUGGUACAACCUGCGCGCCGUGGGGAAGUUCUACGUGCAGGAGAAGACGAGGAAGAAGGGCGGCGGCGCCAAGAGGUAUCAGGUCAAGAAGAGCUCGAUGGUUGAUGCGUGGAUUUGGGACGUUGUCAAGGAAAAAAUUGCCUCAAGGGCAGCGGCGGCAACGGGUUCUUCCUGA